Ceratotherium simum simum (southern white rhinoceros) is the source of this 2140-nucleotide messenger RNA. RefSeq names its product NOP9 nucleolar protein (gene NOP9). Gene Ontology annotation, molecular function: RNA binding. Gene Ontology annotation, cellular component: nucleolus; preribosome, small subunit precursor; 90S preribosome. The record is from RefSeq and is a predicted model, not a curated record. Gene Ontology annotation, biological process: endonucleolytic cleavage in ITS1 to separate SSU-rRNA from 5.8S rRNA and LSU-rRNA from tricistronic rRNA transcript (SSU-rRNA, 5.8S rRNA, LSU-rRNA); endonucleolytic cleavage in 5'-ETS of tricistronic rRNA transcript (SSU-rRNA, 5.8S rRNA, LSU-rRNA); ribosomal small subunit export from nucleus. Lineage: Eukaryota; Metazoa; Chordata; Mammalia; Perissodactyla; Rhinocerotidae.
AAACUCGGUGAGGCCAGGCCCGCGCCAGGAAGCUGGAGGUAUCUCGGGCGGCUGAGGGAGCUUUCGCGGGCGGAAAAGGCCCGGGUCACCCAUGGGGCUGGGACCGCGCUCCCCCCACAAGGCGGGGCGCCGGUUCCCAGCUGGCGGCAGACGAGGGAGCGGGGCCAAGGAGUCGGGGCGUCCCCGACCAGGCCGCCAGCGACCACCCUGCCUGCUUCCAGACCGGCGCUCGGACCCGGCUCGGGAUGCGCAGCCGCACCUGAGCCCCGAAGGUCUGGGGUACUUCCGCCGGGCGCUGUCCGCCCUGAAAGAGGCCCCCGAGACGGGAGAAGAACGAGAGCUGCUGGUGCACAAUGUUUUGAAGGAGGCGGAGGCUCAGGCCCUCGCCUUGGCCACGAACAGGACUGGCAGUGAGAUGCUGCAGGAACUGUUGGGGUUCAGUCCCUUGAAACCGCUGUGUCGAGUAUGGGCUGCUCUGCACCUGAACUUGCGCUUUGUGGCCUGUCAUCGAUGCGGGGUCCAUGUACUGCAGAGUGCUUUGCUGCAGCUGCCUCGGUUGCUGGGGAGCCCUGCAGAGGAGGAGGAGGAGGAGGGGGAGAGGGAGGGGGAGGAGGACAGGGAUGGGAAGGAUGGUUCCUUAGAGACCCUGGAGCAUCUGGUCCUGGGACUCGCCGCUGAGGUGUGUGAGGACUUUCUCUUCUACUGUGGAGACACACAUGGCAGCUUCGUGGUCAGAACUCUCCUGCAGGUGUUAGGAGGGACUCUCCUGGAGUCUGAGAGAGCCAGGCAGCGUGGCUCCCACUCACCUGAAGCACAAAGGGUCCCAACUUGGGAAUGCAAGCCAACUGAUUUCGAGGUCCCUGAAACCUUCCUGAAUCGCCUUAAGGACCUGAGUUCCUGCUUUCUGAAGGACAUUGCUGUGUUUAUCACUGACAAGAUCUCCAGCUUCUGCCUUCAAGUGGCCUUACAGAUCUUACACCGAAAACUGCCCCAGCUUUGUGCCCACCUCUGCAAUGCUGUGAUUGGCUACCUGAGCAGCCGCAAUUCCUCAGCAGCUGGCAGUCCCCUCCUGCUAUUUCUGCGGGAUCAGACGAGCUCCAGACUCCUAGAGCAGGUGCUGCUGGUGUCAGAGCCCCUGCGGCUCCAGAGCCUCUUUGAGGAUCACUUCCAGGGGCAGCUGCAGACCCUGGCGGCACAUCCUAUUGCCAACUUCCCUUUGCAGCGUUUCCUGGAUGCUGUCACUACCCCUGAGCUGCUGUCCCCCAUGUUUGAAGAGCUGAGCCCUGCCCUGGAAGCUGUGUUGGCCCAGGGUCACCCAGGGGUAGUCAUUGCCCUGGUGGGGGCCUGCCGCAGAGUUGGGACCCACCAAGCCCAGGUCCUGCAGCUGUUGUUGGAGGCAUUCCACUGUGCAGAGCCUUCUUCCCGGCAAGUGUCCUGUGUGCCUCUUUUUGCCACCUUGAUGGCUUAUGAGGUGUACUAUGGACUGAUGGAGGAAGAGGGGGCAGUGCCUGCGGAGCACCAGGUGGAAAUGGCGGCAGCCAGGGCCCUGGGGGAAGUGACAGUGCUUGGGUCUCUACUGAUCCAGCAUCUGCUGCACUUCUCCACUCCUGAUCUUAUACUUAGAAGUCUGGGUGCCUUGACGGGACCACAACUUCUGACUCUGGCCCAAAGCCCUGCUGGUUCCCACGUGCUUGAUGCCGUCCUGACCAGCCCCUCUGUGACACGCAAGCAGCGCCGCCGUGUGCUGAAGACCCUAAAGGGACAGUAUGUGGCUCUGGCAUGUAGUCGCCAUGGCAGCCGUGUGCUAGAUGCCAUCUGGAGUGGAGCAGCCUUGGGGGCCCGGAAGGAAAUUGCUGCUGAGCUGGGGGAGAGGAACCAGGAGCUGAUAAGAGACCCUUUUGGCCACCAUGUGGCUCGAAACGUGGCCCUGACUACCUUCUUGAAGCGGCGAGAGGCUUGGGAACAGCAGCAGGGGGCUGUGGCCAAGCGGAGGCGGGCUUUGAACUCAAUACUUGAAGACUGAGGCCUCUGGAACUGGGACUGGGUGUUGAUGGGGGCGGGGGAAAGGGAGGAUCUAUCCUGUCCCCUUCCUAGGUUAAGUUGGAGUCAACACUCUUAUUGGUAAACAUUUUUAUAUUUU